Messenger RNA from Conger conger (European conger), 2875 nucleotides. Its product is annotated as Krueppel-like factor 15. The record is from RefSeq and is a predicted model, not a curated record. Gene Ontology annotation, molecular function: DNA-binding transcription factor activity, RNA polymerase II-specific; RNA polymerase II cis-regulatory region sequence-specific DNA binding. The transcript has 3 exons. Bases 256 to 1461 code for a protein of 401 amino acids. Gene Ontology annotation, biological process: regulation of transcription by RNA polymerase II. NCBI's taxonomy places the organism in Eukaryota, Metazoa, Chordata, Actinopteri, Anguilliformes, Congridae.
GUUGCAGUCAUGUGAUGGGCCUGCAUCGUGAUAGAAUGCCAACAUUGAACUGUUGAAAGAGCGACGUUUCCUUUUUAAUAACAAUAACAAUAACAAAAAAUAGAAAGCAUCGUGCACUAUGAUUCAGAGUACCUUACUUAGGUAAUGUGCUGUGUCAUAUCAGUUUCCUGUUUUUUUCAUUUAUUUUUCUAGUUUUGCCACUUAGAAAUAUAUAUACGGCCUGACCCAGCAUAGUGGACCCCUGACUGGACGCCAAUGGUCUCAGUAAGUGACAAAGACGUGCUGACCGAUGGCAAUGACUCGCUGAGGACAUUGGCAAAACUGCCACUGGCAUGUACCUACAAGAGUGCUGUGCUACCCUUUAAGGAGAAUGGCCUGGCAGCUCUGGCCUUUUCAGAGGGAGGGGAGAGUGAGUGUAGUGAGGGGUCCAGCUCAGGCUCCUGUCUCAGCCCUGUGUCCCAGGACACGAGGUCCAGCUCUAGCCCCGGCCCGGGAGAGGAUGGGAGCCUCCUGCGCCUCUAUCUCAUGUCCACGGUGGGUGGCGAGGAGAGAGUCAGCGGCAGCCAGACGCCCAGACUGCCAGACUUCAGAUCCAGGCUCCCCACCAACUUCUCCCCUACCCUGGAGGAGAUAGAGGAGUUCCUGAGGGAAAAGAUGGAGCAGGUCAACAAAGACGGUCUUUUGGACCCAGAUGACCAACCGGAAGCCAGCCCCCCCGACCCCAUGGUUCCCGCCCUGUCCAGCAAACUUGAUUCGUUGGAAGCCAGUUCUGUCCCAGAGGCCCCUGCUUCAGAGAGUGCAGCCCCGCCCGCUACCUCGGCAACCCAAGUCCUCGUGGGACCCUCAAUGGUGCUUCAGAUUCAGCCCCUCCAGCUGAGCCCCCCGCCCCCUCAGCCUGCCCCUCAGAGCAGCAGCAGUGGCGGGUUCAGGCUGGCGCACCUGGUGCUGGGUGUUGGCGGGAGCCAGAACUUUGCCUUGCUGCCACAGGUGUCCCCCGCCACUCUCUUGCCGUUGGUUGGUGAGGCUGGCAGCCAGGACCAAAAGUACGUGAAGAUCGCGCCUCUGCCCAUCACGGUGCGGACGCUGGGGGUGCCCGGCGGAGGAAGCGGGGGCCUCGUCAAAGCCGUCCCGCUGCGGGCCGCCAAAUCGCCAUCAGAGACGCAGCGCAUACACAAAUGCUCCCACCCAGGCUGUGAGAAGAUGUACACCAAGAGCAGCCACCUGAAGGCCCACUUCCGCAGGCACACGGGGGAGAAGCCCUACACCUGUGCCUGGCCAGACUGCGGCUGGAGGUUUUCCCGUUCCGACGAGCUCUCCCGCCACCGCCGUUCCCACUCGGGAGUCAAGCCCUACAUGUGCCCCAUGUGCGACAAGAAGUUUGCUCGGAGCGACCACCUGUCAAAACACACCAAGGUGCACCGGAGCCCCAGGGCUGGCAGGCUAGUCCGGGCCAGCUGCUGACCCCCCGGCCUCUGCCUGGCCACAGAGCACUACCAACGCAAACAUUUCUGAGGGGCUUUCUGAGUAUCUUCAGUGCCUCCAUUUCACCCAAGAGCAGAUUGUCCAGUUCUUUUGUGCUAUUCUUGGUGCUUUGGCAUGCCUGCUCCUGCCUGUUAUUAGCUAGGGCAGGGCAGGGCAGUCAUUCUCUCUGGACCCAGGUAUGUGAAUGGCUACAUCUAACAGCUGUUUGUUUUGGCCAUUGUAAUGCGGAGAUGAGACCUCUUGCUCGUAUAAGGGGUGUAGGUUGUUGUCCCUUCAACAAGUUCAGUAAUCUCUACAUUAUGUGAAUGUAGCAAUUCAAGUCUUUGUGCUAAUUUAGUUCACUAUCCUGUCAGUUGUAAUGUCCUGAAGCAUACACAAAGCUUGAGUAAAAAGCUAUGCAUUUAUACUUGAAAAAGGCAGCUGAUUGUCUCCUUUUGAUAUGAAGCUAUCCAUUGUUAUUUUACCAAGUAUAAAGCUAUUUCAAACAAACUUUUCAAAGGCCUUACUUGGCUAUGGCUCAGACAAACCAGUCUUUUCCCCCUUAACUUUGAUUGACAAUUUCAUGCUGUUUCACUAAUAAUGUGCUUUAUGAAUGAAAAAGCCAAAACCUGUAACUCAUGGUGAAGGACUAGGAGCAUUUUGGUAAGACUUACUCUGAUCCCAUGCCAGAACGACAGCACACAAAAAAGAAAAUAUAAGUUUUUCCUAAAGGGAAUAAUAUGUGUCUAACACACAGAAUGUGUUUGAAUUGUAUGCGCUUAUCACUAUUUUUAGGUCAUUCUAAAAACUCCUGAGAAAAUAGAAUCAACAUUAUGUAUAUAACAAUUCUUUCUUGAGGGUGGGGUUGGGUUUGGGGUUUGUUGUUGUUUUUUUUAGUCGACUGCAGGUUUUGGAAUCCACAAUAUAUUGCCAUUUUAAGCUGCAAAUUGCCAUAAAAAAAAAAAAGCUGGAUUUCAACUUCAAAGAAAGUGGUGAUAAUACCAGUUAAUGGCAGUUAGUUUCCAGGUCACGUCAGUAUCAUGUACUUCAUGCACAGACAAAGUGUAUUAUCACUGUAUUGUCACAGAACAAAAUAGGGGUUCCAUUGUUCUCUUGGACCGUCCUCCAUUUUAAAGAUGCCAUUUUUUCUAGAGAAAUUGCAUACCCCAACCACAACAGAACUGUGUAUGGUUUUUUCCAUUAAAAAAAAAAAAAAUGGCUUUGUCACUUUGGGUUGCACACGUCAAUGCAUAACAUUGCCUUUACAAAAAACAUGAAUUGUCUUUUUCAACAGCAAAGCCAUCCAAAAUAUCACCAUAAUGAAAUAUAGGUUAUAUAUUUUUGAAUAACAGAAACAAAUACUAUUUUCCUAUGUACAUGAUGGUAAAUGACAAUAAACCAAACAUUGAAAUUA